UCAGACGCCCACUCACUAUCUGUGUUAUCAAAAGGUGCAGAGUAUCAUUCCCUCUCGACUCUGAAGGCAACAGGUGUCCUCCUUCAUCGACUAACCGGAUAUCUAUAGGGGAAUCACGCAACAGCAUCAUGAUUUGCUGGAUCAUUGCUCUAGUGCUCCCCCUGGUGGUCAACUCUGAGCCGUUGUUUCCGGUCAACUGCGAGGACAUCUUCAACAGCGGCCACGUCCUCAGCGGCGUUUACACCAUCUACCCCAUGGGCCACAGCGUGCCUGUGCAGGCCUACUGCGACAUGGGCUGCGAGGACAACCACGACGAGGGCAGAUGGACCGUGAUCCAGAGGAGAAUGGAUGGCACUGUGAACUUCUACAGGCCCUGGAAUCAGUACAAGGAAGGCUUUGGGAACAAGGAGGGAGAGCACUGGCUAGGUCAGAAUUCUCAGAACUAA
Messenger RNA from Clupea harengus (Atlantic herring), 446 nucleotides. RefSeq names its product microfibril-associated glycoprotein 4-like. The coding region runs from base 129 to 446 and encodes 105 amino acids. The record is from RefSeq and is a predicted model, not a curated record. NCBI's taxonomy places the organism in Eukaryota, Metazoa, Chordata, Actinopteri, Clupeiformes, Clupeidae. The transcript has 6 exons. Gene Ontology annotation, biological process: blood coagulation.